AUGAAGAAAAUUUUAAUCGUUUUCGCGAUUUUCUUAGCGCUAGCGGCAGCUGAAUCGGAAGAGGGACGACCGGAAGAGGAUGAGGGCUACGAGUUUCACGAGCCAAUGGCAAGAGUCAAACGUUGGUCGAAAACGAUUCCGAGAAAGCCAAAGCGGGAAGCGUUGGUGAAAGAUGAUGAGGGGAUCGUUGAGGAAUUCGAUGAUACACCGAUCGAGGCUGAGAAACAUCCACAGGCAGCUCGAUCCAAGCGCACCUCAAAAACGCACAAGCAUGGCGAGCGACCAAAGCGACAACCGCCUCCUCUCCCACAACCGAUUGUCCCCGGACCACCAAUUCCACCACCGGCUGCUCCUGUAGUGCCUGCUGGAGUACCUGCAGGAGUACCUGCUGGAGUGCCUGCUGGAGUGCCUGCUGGAGUGCAAGCCCAAGCAGAGACUCAACCAGGAAACACUCAAGAAGUCGCCAAGUCGAAUGGAAUCGACAAACAAGAACAACAAGACCAAGCUGGCUCAGAGAAUCAGCCUCAACACCAGCAACCAGCCAAGCGAAACGAGAUCGACACUUUCGAGCGAGUGAAACGCCGUGUGGCU
Molecule: messenger RNA, 591 nt
Organism: Mesorhabditis belari
Lineage: Eukaryota; Metazoa; Nematoda; Chromadorea; Rhabditida; Rhabditidae
Source: the annotation of a GenBank genome assembly